UGCGAUCAGCAGCACGUUUAUCUAUCUCGCCGGCUCAACGUUCACCCAAGAAAGGAAGCAAGUGCUGAUUUUGAGAAACACAACGGCAACAGACUGAAGAGUGGACCUCGGUUAAGUCGAGAAAGGAAGCUCUCUGCCCGCAUCACCAUGAGGGAAAUCGUUCACAUCCAGGCUGGACAAUGUGGAAAUCAGAUCGGGGCGAAGUUCUGGGAGGUGAUAAGUGAUGAGCAUGGCAUAGAUCCUACCGGCAGUUACCAAGGUGACAGUGACCUGCAGCUGGAGAGGAUAAAUGUCUACUACAAUGAGGCAUCAGGGAGUACAGGCAGCAAAUUUGUACCCCGUGCCAUUCUGGUGGACCUGGAGCCAGGAACCAUGGAUUCAGUUCGCUCUGGACCAUUUGGGCAGCUUUUUAGGCCUGAUAACUUUGUCUUUGGUCAAAGUGGCGCAGGAAAUAACUGGGCCAAGGGUCACUACACCGAAGGAGCUGAGCUUGUGGACUCAGUCCUGGAUGUGGUGAGAAAGGAGUCUGAAAACUGUGACUGCCUCCAGGGUUUUCAGCUCACCCACUCCUUGGGUGGAGGCACGGGUUCAGGGAUGGGCACAUUGCUCAUCAGCAAGAUCCGUGAGGAGUACCCAGAUCGCAUCAUGAACACCUUCAGUGUCAUGCCUUCCCCAAAAGUCUCUGAUACUGUAGUGGAGCCUUACAAUGCCACCCUCUCUGUCCACCAGCUAGUGGAAAACACAGAUGAAACCUUCAGUAUUGACAAUGAGGCCCUGUAUGAUAUCUGCUUCCGCACUUUGAAGCUGACCACACCCACCUAUGGAGACCUAAACCAUCUGGUAUCAGCCACCAUGAGUGGGGUGACCACCUGCCUGCGCUUCCCUGGCCAGCUUAACGCUGACCUCCGUAAGCUAGCUGUCAACAUGGUGCCCUUCCCCCGCUUGCAUUUCUUCAUGCCAGGCUUUGCACCUCUCACAAGCAGGGGCAGCCAGCAGUAUCGUGCCCUCUCUGUGCCAGAGCUCACACAGCAAAUGUUUGAUGCCAAGAACAUGAUGGCAGCAUGUGACCCUCGUCAUGGACGCUACCUCACAGUAGCAGCCAUCUUCCGUGGCCGUAUGUCAAUGAAAGAAGUGGAUGAGCAGAUGUUGAGCGUCCAGAACAAGAACAGCAGCUAUUUCGUAGAAUGGAUACCCAACAAUGUCAAGACUGCUGUUUGCGACAUCCCUCCAAGGGGCCUCAAGAUGUCUGCCACCUUCAUUGGCAACAGCACAGCCAUCCAAGAGCUGUUCAGGAGGAUCUCUGAGCAGUUCACUGCCAUGUUCCGCCGCAAGGCCUUCCUCCACUGGUACACCGGAGAGGGAAUGGAUGAGAUGGAGUUCACUGAGGCUGAGAGCAACAUGAAUGACCUAGUGUCUGAGUACCAGCAGUACCAGGAUGCCACAGCUGAUGAAAUGGGUGAAUAUGAAGAAGAUGAGAUAGAAGAUGAGGAAGAGGUCCGCCAUGAUGUUCGCCACUGAUUACAAAAAACACUGACAUGACAUUAAAUCAGUUCUUAGUAAUAGCUGUUGCUGGAGAAGUGCAAUGAGAUAAUAUCAAGUGUGGUAGACAUGCAGAUGUUUAUUGCCCAGGUCAUUAUGAAAUGUUGCUGUUUUAGCCAAAUAAUGCUGCAUUUAGGCAUUGCUUAUACUGACAAAGCUGUUGAGUCUGGUAGAAUCUGAAAUAUGCAAUCACUGUAGUGUUAGUUUCUCCAAGUCAUGCUUUGCAAGUAAAAAAAAAAACAGUCUUGUCCUUAUCACAGUUUUGUAACAUUCACUUUAUCAUGCAUUUAUGGUCAAUGGUCUCAAAUAAAAGAUCCAAACCAUC
Messenger RNA from Melanotaenia boesemani (Boeseman's rainbowfish), 1864 nucleotides. RefSeq names its product tubulin beta-2A chain-like. Lineage: Eukaryota; Metazoa; Chordata; Actinopteri; Atheriniformes; Melanotaeniidae. Gene Ontology annotation, molecular function: structural constituent of cytoskeleton; GTPase activity; GTP binding. The record is from RefSeq and is a predicted model, not a curated record. The transcript is spliced from 5 exons. Gene Ontology annotation, biological process: mitotic cell cycle; microtubule cytoskeleton organization. Bases 148 to 1518 code for a protein of 456 amino acids. Gene Ontology annotation, cellular component: cytoplasm; microtubule.